GAGAGAUUCGAAUUUCUCGACGAACAUACCGAAUGCAAGCCGCAGCCACCAGAUGCACCGGUGAUCAUACGACCAUACGUGAGAGGGUGGGAGUGAUGCAGUGGGGGUGCUCGCGCACUCCGGGGCCCACUUGUUCUUCGGAGCGCGAUCUGCUUGUCACUCGAGAGCGCGUUGCCGUUGUGGCAACAUCGGCCACCUUCGUCUCUCUCUUCUCUCUCUCUCUCUCACUCUCACUCUCUCUCCCUCUUCCUCUUCCUUGUUUAUUCUCAAGAAAGAGUGUCGUCAUCUAUAUAUACAUAUAUAUAUAUAUAUAUGCAAAAAAAAAAGUAAACAAACAAAGAGAAGACACGCGUAAAACGAACGAUUUUCGCGAACGUAUCGUAUCGGUGAUAAUACCAUUGUGUCUCGAGGAAUGUGAUAAUUAAAAGAAGAAGAAGAAGAAGAAGAAGAAGAAUAAGAAGAAAAAACAAAGAGAAAAUUAUGAAAUAAACUCGCGCCAUAAAUAAUAUCGAUAAUUGUGAACGAAAUUGUUUUUCUCUCUUCUUUCUCUUUUUUUUUUUUUUUUUAUUUAUUUAUUCAUUAAAACGAGAUCGAUCCUAUAUAUCGAUAGAUGGAUAAUUAAAGAGAAUGAGAGUUAAAGAAGAUUAAAAAAAAAAACCUGUGUCGAUCUUUUUUUCAUAAGCUUUUAAAGAACGCUAUCCUAUCGAAGAGAUAAAUGAAUUAAAAAAAAGGAAUAUUAAUGAUCGAUUAUUUCUAUGGAUAUAUGAAAUAUAAAUCGAUAAAGUGAAGAAGACGAAUUAUUUUCGAAAGGAUAAUUUUUGAUACUUUGGUAAAAAGAUAUAACGAAAUAUCUUUUGUAAAAUAUGACGACGGAAUCAUUGCCAAGGGAUGUGGAUGCCCACAUCGUAAAUCUUUUGACGAGACUUACGAAUAUAAGAGAGAAUAAUCCUGAUUUAUCCGAAAGAAGGAUACCAAUGUUAACCGAGGCGCGAAGUUUGGAACUUUGGAGGGCGGUAGCGGUUGAGUGCCUUGCAACUUUCCUCUUCGGUUUGGUUGUAUCCGGAGCAGCCUCUUCUACUGCAGUCUCCGGAAGUGGACUCUCCAUCCUAGCGACCGCAAUUGCUUCCGGUUUCGCCGUCUCAGCGAUCUAUCUCAUUUUCGGUCAUGUUAGCGGAGCACACAUAAAUCCUGCAGUAUCAAUAUCCUUUUCUCUAUGUCGACGUAUCUCACCGUUACGUGCAGCUCUUUACAUAGCAGCUCAAUGUGGUGGAGGUAUAGCAGGAGCUGCAAUGCUAUACGGGGUUACGACACCUUCCAAUACACAAACGUUAACAUCACCCGGACGUAUCAGCGGACCUAUCGAAAGACUUUUAGUCGAACUGGCACUUUCGGUUCUUAUCGUUUUGGCCCAUUUUUCUGCGGAGACAUCAAGGUCCUUAUCCAUUGGGAUCUCCUCGAAGUCAGCCGGUGUUUUGGGCGCCGCAUAUACAGCUGCAACUCUCGUUUCGAGUCCGUUCGUGAAUCCAGCACGUGCUUUGGGACCUGCUUUUGUAAUGAAUCGUUGGGAAAAUCACUGGGUUUAUUGGGUCGGUCCUAUAUCGGGUGGUGCUGUCGCUGCAUUGCUUCACGAAUACGUUCUUAGUCCAAGAAGAUCGAGAGAUUCUCGUGAGAUGGACGACGGUGAUAAUUCAUCAAUGAGAUCGGACGAGGACACUUACGAUGACUUGGACAAACCAAGUGGGCCAAAGUUUCCAGGAGCAUAUGCUACCUAUCGUCCAGUUGCCGGUGCCUCCUCAUCUAUCUACAGUGCACCACCGACAGCAUUGGAACGCGUAGAAUCGAUCUACGGAGGCACCAAGUCUCUUUAUUGCAAAUCCCCACCUUUAACUAGAGCGAAUCUGAAUCGUUCGCAAAGCGUUUAUGCUAAAUCGACGUCCGGUCCGCGGGAUGGUUUGAUGAUACCAAAACCAGGCCCACUUGUACCAGCUCAAAGUCUUUAUCCAAUGAGAAUAGGACAGUCCACUACGCAAAAUGCAGGAAGGGAUGGCCAACAGGCAUUAACCGGUCCUAAUCAAUCAUCCCAAAAUCACAACAGUACCAAUCAAAACAUGCAGAAUCAAUUGCAACAAUGUACGCAGAGUAUAUAUGGCAUAAGAGGAAUAUCGACGAGUCUGAGUACGCGGGAGAACGGAAUUUAUGGUAUGUCGACGGGAUCUAGUAUAUAUGCUAGAGCACCUGUACCACCGCCUAGUAGCCAAAGCUCUCAUCAAUCUGGACAAAGCGGUCAAUCCUCUACGCAAGGUCAUCAACAGCAGCAACAACAGCAACAACAACAGCAACAGCAACAACAACAGCAACAGCAACAACAACAACAACAAUCGCAGCAACAACAACAACAUCCAAAUGGCACGCUCUCAACCAAUUCCGAUAACGCAGCAAAUUCGAGGAGACCCGAAAGCAUGUACGGUCAUGUAUCAAGACGUAGCGAUGAUUCCGCUUAUGGUAGCUAUCAAGGUUCGACCAGAGGGAAUUAUGGUAAAGUUCCUGGUCCAGCUGGACCAUCUAAUGGACCACCUGGACCACCUCAGUAUCGUGAUCAAAAUAGACCCAGUCCAGCAGGACCUCUUCAACAAAAUCAGAAUCAACAAAGUAACUUCCAAAGGAAUUCACCGAAUCCUCUUUACUGAUCUUCCAUGACUGCUAGCAUUUCUGUACCGGAUAAAGCCUAUUGGAAUCUACGAGCGGAACGUGCCAUUUUAUAAAACGUACCUCGUAAGCCUAUGAAUAUGAGAUCUAUAUAGAGGGCCCCGUACAGUUUAUGCGAAAAACAUUAAUCGGAUAAUCGAUUAUGUAAGAAAAUUUGAUCAAGACUUUCUUCCCAUUUCUUUGCUUCCUUUUCUUUUUGUUUUUCUAUUUUUUGUUUUUGUUUUCUUUUUUUUUUUUUUUUUUUUUUUUUUUUUUUCCUUCCCUAUGUUAACCGAUCGUAAUCGAUUGAUCGAUUAUAAGUGAUUUUUAAAAUCGUACCGACAAUUAGUCUUAUUAGAAAUCUAUUUAAGUACGUAAGUAAAAUUCGUACGUACGAUUCUAUUCGAUUUUGUAUAACCAAGUAUUGUACAAUAGUCCUGUCCUAUCGACAGAAUAUUAUCAUAGCGAUGUUAUUGAUAUAAAUUUAUAAUAAUAAUAAUAAUGAUGAUGAUGAUCAUACGUAAUCGUGAUCUUGAAUGAAAAAUUCAAGAAACAUAUGGAUUUUGCAAUUCAAAUUCAAAUUUUUUCCAAAUCAAAUUCACCCGUUUGCAAAUCGAUUUUUUUUUUUUUCUUUUUUUUUUUUUUUUUUUUUAAUCAAUAUUAUUCCUUUUCUUUUCUCUUUUUUUCUUUAAUAUUUAUCCAGCUUUAAUAAUAAAAGAUAUAAUCAAUUCAUAAUAUUCCAAAAUAUUUGUCAUAAUGUAAACGUGUUAAUUGUUAUCAAUUAUAAAUUAAAUUAUCGAUAAUCAAAAGAAAAAUCAAAACGCCAAUAACGUCGAGUGAAUUUCUUUGGCAAAAAGGGAUGAAUUUGAGGUGCAUUAAUAUCUGUAUUUAGUUCAAUGUACGUAAAAAAAAAAAAAAGAGAGAAAAAGAAAAAAAAAAAAGAAAAAAGAGAAAAAAAACAA
Molecule: messenger RNA, 3647 nt
Organism: Vespa velutina
Lineage: Eukaryota; Metazoa; Arthropoda; Insecta; Hymenoptera; Vespidae
Gene: bib
Product: neurogenic protein big brain-like
Exons: 4
Coding region: 864-2687 (607 amino acids)
Biological process (GO): transmembrane transport
Cellular component (GO): plasma membrane
Molecular function (GO): water channel activity
Source: RefSeq, a predicted model, not a curated record